Molecule: messenger RNA, 645 nt
Organism: Physella acuta
Lineage: Eukaryota; Metazoa; Mollusca; Gastropoda; Physidae
Product: glutamic acid-rich protein-like
Source: RefSeq, a predicted model, not a curated record
ACAGAUGAUACCAUUAUAGAGAUGAUUAAAAAGAAGGUAAAGAAAAAAGAAAAAGAAAGUGAAAAAUUAAAUAAUGAUAUUCAAGACGAAAGCAAGGCAGAAGAUAACUCCGAUUCACCUGAAGUUAAGGAUGUCGAUGACAACAGCGAAAGUGAAAGCAAUGAAAAGGAAGAUAAUGAGAGCGAUAAUAAUGAUGAUGUACGCAAUUCGACUGAAGAACCGGAAGAUGAUACGAGAAUUGAAAUUAAAAGCAUUCACGGUGCUGAAUUUGAGAAUGUUAAUGAAAUAAAUGAUGCUAAUCAUUUAAGCUUAUCAAAGAAUAUCAAAUCUGAUAUUGAAGGUAACGACCAAACAGAAGAGACAGAAAAUCAAGCGUCUUGGGAUGAUUAUAGUAUAGAAGAUGAUGAUUCAGAGAAGGGGGAUUCAGAGUAUGAUGAUUCAGAAGAAGAUGAUUCAGAGGAAGAUGAUUCAGAAGAAAGUGAUAGUGAAAAAGAAAAUAAUGAUGCAAUCGACAAAGCAAAAAAAUUAAAACUCAUACAAGACAUAUGUAAAGAAGCAAAAUUAUUUACGAUAGAUCAGACGAAGCCUGACUAUGGACUGGGGAGAGCGAUUAUUAAAACUCUGUGCAAAGGUAAGAUUGUAUGA